AUGCUAUCACAUAGUGCCAUGGUGAAGCAAAGGAAGCAGCAGGCAUCAGCCAUCACAAAGGAAAUCCACGGAAACGAUGUAGAUGGCAUGAACCUGGGCAAAAAAGUCAGUAUCCCCAGAGACAUCAUGAUAGAAGAGUUGUCCCAUUUCAGUAAUCGUGGUGCCAGACUCUUUAAGAUGCGUCAAAGAAGAUCUGACAAGUACACCUUUGAAAAUUUCCAGUAUGAAUCAAAGGCACAAAUAAAUCACAAUAUUGCCAUGCAGAAUGGGAAAAUUGAUGGCAGCAACCUUGAAGGUGGUCCACAGCAAGCCCCCUCGACUCCUCCUAACACCCCAGAUCCACGAAGCCCCCCAAAUCCAGAGAACAUUGCACCAGGAUACUCUGGACCCCUGAAGGAAAUCCCUCCUGAAAGGUUCAACACGACAGCCGUUCCCAAAUACUACCAGUCGCCCUGGGAGCAGGCCAUUGGCGGCGACCCUGAGCUCCUGGAGGCUCUGUACCCAAAACUCUUCCAGCCGGAAGGAAAGGCAGAACUGCCAGAUUACAGGAGCUUCAACAGAGUUGCCACCCCAUUUGGAGGUUUUGAAAAAGCAUCAAAAAUGGUUAAAUUCAAAGUUCCAGAUUUUGAACUACUUCUGCUAACAGAUCCCAGGUUCAUGGCCUUUGCCAAUCCUCUUUCAGGCAGACGGUCCUUUAACAGGACUCCGAAGGGAUGGAUAUCUGAGAAUAUUCCUGUAGUGAUCACAACUGAGCCUACAGAAGACACCGCUGUGCCAGAAUCAGACGACCUGUGA
Messenger RNA from Arvicola amphibius (Eurasian water vole), 795 nucleotides. RefSeq names its product myozenin 2 (gene Myoz2). Bases 1 to 795 code for a protein of 264 amino acids. Gene Ontology annotation, cellular component: actin cytoskeleton; Z disc. Gene Ontology annotation, molecular function: actin binding; FATZ binding; telethonin binding. The record is from RefSeq and is a predicted model, not a curated record. NCBI's taxonomy places the organism in Eukaryota, Metazoa, Chordata, Mammalia, Rodentia, Cricetidae. The transcript is spliced from 5 exons.